AUGGUACGCCUUGUCGCUUUCGGUCUCCCUUUUUGUGCUAUUCGGUGCGGGAGACUCUCUCUCUUCCUCCGCUUGGUGCUAUCUUGUCCUCGCACACGUGAACAGUCCCUCGAUGUCCAGUCUUAUGUCCUGGCGGCGCUGACCGCGACCGGCGGCGUCAUUGGCUUUGCCAGAACGGGUUCUGUGCCCUCUGUUGUUGCCGGCGUGGCCGUGGGUGUCCUGUACGGCCUCGGCGGCUUGCGGCAGCAGAACCGCCAGCCGUAUGGCGUCGAGCUUAGCCUUCUCGCCUCGGUCGUCCUGGGCGGCGCGUCGAUCCCGCGUGCCAUCCGCCUGCGCAAGCCGGUGCCAGUGAUGCUCAGUCUGAUCGCUGCCUACGGCCUGUACAAGUUCGGCAGCGCCUACUUCCGCAGACCAUAG
Molecule: messenger RNA, 417 nt
Organism: Sporothrix schenckii 1099-18
Lineage: Eukaryota; Fungi; Ascomycota; Sordariomycetes; Ophiostomatales; Ophiostomataceae
Product: transmembrane 14C domain protein
Exons: 3
Coding region: 1-417 (138 amino acids)
Cellular component (GO): membrane
Source: RefSeq, a predicted model, not a curated record